AUGAGUGCGAGUUAUCAAAGAAACAUCCAAGACGAUUUCGACGAUGAUGGUGCUGAAGCUAUGGAAUACGAGCCUUCUGAGAAGAGCCUUGACCAGAAAUCCCUCCUUGAUGAAAUUCCAGAGCCUUGUCAAUAUGAAAAUACAAAUGAGACAUAUGAUCCGUCUCAAAAUGGGUUCCCUCAGACUUCUCACUUUGGGCCUGACAAAAUGUCCCAUGGCGGGUACUACAGUAAUGGAGAUAAUUCCCAGAACAUUUCCUCUAGCUUUCUGAAUUUAAGUGAUUCGGAUGCUAAUAAAGCAGACAUAAGCAAGAAUAUGAACGAAGGGUCUCUAGAGACUGCCGCCAAUAUGGAUACACAAUCAAAGCAUAAUUUUGAUAAUAUUCAGGAACUGAAACAACAAGUUGUUGAGCUCAAGAGGCAGAUCUCUCUUAAGGACCAAGACCUGAUGUACUGCAAACAGAGAAAUGAGAAGUUAACUAAUGAAGUUAAUAGUUAUAAGUCAGGCAGCUCGGCUAUUCCCAACCAAAAUUUGGAGCACAUCCGUCAAGAAAAUCAAUUUUUAAGGGAGAAAUGAGUUGACUCUGAAGCAAAAAUUGCUCAAAUGGAGGAAUAUAUAAAGGAAGUAAUAGAAGACACAGAGGAAGGACAAUUGAUGCAACUACUCAAGAAGGAAAAAGAGAUCAAUGAGCGCCUCCAAGAGGAAAAGAAUCAACUUUUAGAGUACGUUGAGUCCUCACUUGAAGAGCAAGAAAAUGUCACUAAAUAUAUUGAAUCUCUUAAAGAAGAGAAUGCUAAGCUUAAGCAAGAAGGAAACUCAAAGCUAAGGAGUAGCUCUAAUGCUGAUUCUGAUUACAUCCAACAUUUUGAUACCUUUGGUGGGGAAGGAGAUGAUACUUUGGUCAAACAAAAGCUUCAAGAAGCCCAAGAAACCAUUGAAAAGCUACAAGAGCAGAUGUCUCAGCUUGAACAAACCAGACAAAUAGAAAAUAAAUCUAAAAACACAGAUAUAGAGAACUUGACUGAGAAGUUAAGAAUAGCUGAAAGUGAUAAAGAAACAGGCUCUAGAGCCAUCUCUGAUUUUGAGUCCCAUUUCAAAUCAGAAAUUGAAGAUUUGAAAUCUUCAUUAAAAAAAUCCCAAGAUGAGUUACUAAAAACCACUAAUGAUAGAGACCAGGCUCAAGUCCAAUUGAAGACUCUUGAAAGGGAAUAUGAAGAAAUAGUUACUAAACUACAGAAGAUGAAGGAUAAUUAUACUGCAAUGGAAAAUACCUGAAAUGAGACCCAAACAGAGCUAGAGGAGCUUAGAGAGAAAUACGACCAAGAAGUAGCAAAAACAGCUAAUCAUGAGGAAAUGAAUGAGUAUAAGAUCAACCUCGAACAAGCCGAAAAUGAAAGAGAUGCACUAAAGAAUUUAAAUAAGCAACAAACUGAGACCAUUCAGAGCAAAACUAAAAAGGUCGAAGAUCUUACUGAGCAGAUUCAAGAGCUCAAUGCUCAGAUCAGAGAGCUAGAGAAUGAAGUUGAUAAGCUUUCCAGGGAGAAAACUACCCUCAAUAUGCAGCUAGAACAAUCUAAAAAUGUCACUGAGUCUCCUGAUUAUGUUGAGCUUCUAGAAAAAUUUACUGAACUUAGGGAAGAGAUGGAGAACAAAGAUGUUAAAUAUAAAGAGAUGAAGCAUGAUUUCUCCAAGAAACUGAAUGAGUUCCAACAAAUGUCCCACGACUACAACGAGUGUAAGCAUGCUCUACAAGAUCUGAAGUACGGUUACAACAACCUUGAGGCUCAAAAGAAGGAGAAAGAUGAGAGAUUGAAGCAAAUGAGCACUAAGAAUGAUACUCUUACUGAAGAACUUCAAGCUGUCAAGGAAAAGCACAAGAAAAAGAGCAAUUCCGAAAUAGAAGAAGCUAAUCAAAGAGUAAGAGAAGCUGAGGAUGAUAAUAGAACUCUCCAGAAAAUUCUCAAAAUCAACAGAGAUAAGGCAAACGAGUGUGCUAGACUAGUAGAUGAAUUUAAUGAAUCUUUCCUAAACUACGCAAAGGAGGACCAUUUUGAUAAGAAACUAAUCAGUAGAAAAUACAGAGACUUCAUGAUCCUAACCGACAAGAUCAAGCCUGCUAAGCAAUCAGACCAAAUUCAAGAUGUUAUGGAGAAAGUAGAGGAAUGGGUCUUACAAUCUGCUGAAGAAUUUGAAAUCCAAAUGAAAAAUGCAGCUACCUUUAAAAGAAAGUACCUCCAAGUCAGUGAAAGAGUCGAUCAGCUUGAAGACUACCAAAUGAACAUCACUAAUGAAGAGAAAAGAAGGCAUAAAAGAGAAGAAGAGCUUAAGAAAGAAAUCAACACUCUUAAUGCCAAGCUGGGACAAGUAGAAUCGGAGAAAUCUUGUUCUUACAAAAGGGAAGAUAAGUCCUCAAAGCAGCUACAUAACCUAAAGCAGGAUUUAAAGGCCAUUUCUAAGGAGAAUCAACGGUUAAUCUCUCAGAUGAAAGCCGUCUCUACAGAAAAGGAUAGGCUCAAGCUCCAGCUAAAAGACAAUGAUAGGAUGAAAGGGUGUGAAAGUGAGAAGAUAAAAGAUCUAGAGCACAGGAUAUUCCAUCUACUAUAUGAGAAAGACUCUAUCAUGGAUAUGCUGAACACUUUGGAAAGGUCCAUCCCAAGCACAGAGGUGCAGAGACUAUUCUCAGAGUACAUCAACAACCAAAAGGAAAUGUUUGAUUUGGAAGACAACAAGAAUAAGCUAGAGAAUGAACUAUUGACUAAAGAGAAGGAGUUAAGAGGCACUGCAAAGGAAGAACAGCUUUCACCAGCUGUCAUUAACCUUAGGAAGGAUAUAGAGAUCAUGAGAAAAGAACUUGCCGAUAUUGAAAACAUUAUAGAAGAGACUAAGCUCAAACUCUCAUCUCUUAAGGAUGAAUUACAUUGUGUUGAGAUUCACGAGAAGAGAAGGAACGAAGUUAUUUUUGAAACGGAAAGAACACUUUUAGAGAAAAGAGAAGAAAACGAAACUCUAAAGAGGGAGUUAAAUUAUCUAUCAACUUCCAAAACUGAUAUCGAAAGGGCUUAUCAUGCAGUAGUUGAAGAGAAGAAGAUCAUUGAUCGUGAAUUAAUGAUGCUUAAAGUGAAAAUGAAUCAUAAUAACACUUCAGAGUAUCAUAAUAAGCCGAAUAUUCUGCAUUCAACUAUGAAUCCUGGGGAUUAUUCUAAGAAUAAGAUUUGGCAGAGCAACAAUCAUACUUAUUCAUCAAAUAUGGGAGGAAACGAAACUUCUUCCUACGUAUCUCCAGAGAUUGGCCAUAAAUUUAACAGUUUUUACCCAAACCAAUCCAGGGGUAGCAACAGAGAAGACAUCACUGAACAGUACGAAUCAGAGGAGGAAGAAAGAAGUGAGGACCAGAUCAUCGAGCAAUCAUAUGAGACUGAGUCCAACUUCGGUCCUGGAGAGGAGCUAUCAAUCCAAGACAAGUUAAAGCAAGUGAAAGAUGCUUUUAACUCGAUUAAGAGUAGCAUUCACUUGAAGAAUAAUUAG
Molecule: messenger RNA, 3525 nt
Organism: Moneuplotes crassus
Lineage: Eukaryota; Ciliophora; Spirotrichea; Euplotida; Euplotidae
Source: the annotation of a GenBank genome assembly